AAGAUUGAGGGUGGAUAGGAUAAAACAAAAGCAGAGGUGGCAGAAGGUCCGCGACGAACACUGGCAAUGACUUCUCCCGGCAAUUGCACUUGCACCUGCAAUUCAAUAACUUUGUUGGGAGAGAAAUUGAGCUUCGGUUAUGGCGGUGGCGGUGGUGGUGGCGGCGUGCUUUCAAAUUUGAAUUUGAAUCCAAAAGCCAAGUCCAGAGGAGUAGUUACAGUAGCAGCACUUUCACCUUCACAAUCCAGAAGGUCGACGGCGGUUCUGAUUUCAUUGUUGCCUUUAACCGUCGAUUGGCUCACUACGCCGCCGCCGGCCGCCGCCAGGGAGAGACGCAACAAGAAGAACAUCCCCAUUGAUGAGUAUCUUACUAGCCCUGAUGGAUUGAAGUACUAUGAUUUGGUUGAGGGUAAAGGUUCAGUAGCUGAAAAAGGAUCAACUGUUCAGGUACACUUUGAUUGCUUAUAUCGCGGAGUUACGGCUGUGUCGAGCAGAGAAUCUAAAAUCCUUGCUGGAAAUCGUACAAUUGCUCAGCCGUAUGAAUUCAAGGUGGGAGCUCCACCAGGAAGGGAAAGGAAGCGUGACUUUGUAGACAACCCGAAUGGUCUGUUCUCUGCACAAGCAUCACCAAAACCUCCAGCAGCUAUGUAUACAAUUGUGGAAGGAAUGCGAGUUGGUGGAAAGCGAACUGUGCUCGUUCCUCCUGAAAAUGGGUAUGGAAAAAGGGGAAUGAAUGAGAUUCCGAUAUUGUUUACAAUGUUGCAGCCUGGAGCUACAUUUGAAAUGAAUAUUGAGCUUUUGCAAGUUAAAACUACCUGAAGAAUGAGCUUGACUCCAUCCUUAUGAAGAAUUCGAUAGCUUCAGGAUUUGUGCCCUGUGAGAGUGUGAGGCCAUGGACACGGCUACUCUUUUCCCAUUGACCUUUCAUUAUAAUGCAGUCAUCUUCCUUUUGUCGUGGUUACAAUUUUAAAGUGAUCUUAUAAUACUUUUGGAUCACUUGUGUUGUAUUUUAUAAAAUUGACCUCAUGACCAAGCAGAUGUAUAUUAUUUUUUGAAGAAAAUAAAACUGUAACGUUAGAUUUUCUCUAAAAUGAGAAAGUAAAUAUACGUCCUUAAUCAA
Molecule: messenger RNA, 1120 nt
Organism: Lotus japonicus
Lineage: Eukaryota; Viridiplantae; Streptophyta; Magnoliopsida; Fabales; Fabaceae
Product: peptidyl-prolyl cis-trans isomerase FKBP18, chloroplastic
Exons: 6
Coding region: 67-819 (250 amino acids)
Cellular component (GO): chloroplast thylakoid lumen
Molecular function (GO): peptidyl-prolyl cis-trans isomerase activity
Source: RefSeq, a predicted model, not a curated record